GCGCCCUCCAGUUCUACACCGGUGCAGACGCCGGUUCAUCGGCCCGCGUCGAGCGGCCAACUGACAGUACUCGGGGUUAAUUUACGGUACGGCGCGUAAGCGAGACGAUGGCUCAUCAUGAGCCAUGGGGCGAUGAGUUCCCUCGGCUCUGGCGCCUUAGCAAUUUGACAAGAGAGUGGCCUCGUCAGUUUGCCCGGCUGACCGACUCGGCCGCCCCGCCCCGGGCAUCUGCCCCCCGGACAUAACUUGCGGUAGCCUUUUCAAGCUCGUGGCCGGGGAGUUGGUGUGCAACACAGUUGUCUGCACAAGGCACAGUAGCGUCUGCAUUGCCCCAACGCUCGAAUCGAAGCUGGUGGGCUGUGGCUAGCAGGAGUUGCGACGAUGACUCCAUUGCCACCGCUCGAGCAUGGCUUUGCCCUGCGAGAUGAAGAGCACUUCGAUCCUCAGCAUGACCAUGAGGAUCAUCAUGACGAGCAGCUACGAGUGGACGCUGAAUCGCAGAACCUCUUGUCCAACGGCACGGGCCAGAAUGUCCGUCAUGGCCUCGACGACGACGACGACGACGACGACGGUGACGACAAUGACGAACGCCCUGACACCAGGGAACGCUGGGACUCUCCGCCGAUGAACAAGUAUCGUUACUUCGCCGUCAACUUCUCGUUGUUCAUCUUGGGGAUGCACGAUGGGUGCAUAGGUGCUCUCUUACCAUUUGUACGUAUAAUCGUUCCAAAUGAUGGCGUCAAGAGGUGAGAUUUAUGUUUAUGCGCCCUAAUUGCUUUGCCCGCCAGAUUGAGAAAUAUUACGACAUCAACUAUGCCGUCGUCUCCACCAUGUUCCUCUCUCCGUUCCUCGGAUAUGUCACGGCUGCCCUAUCCAAUAACUGGGUUCACUACAAAGUUGGGCAGAGGGGUGUCGCAUUCCUAGGCCCGACAUUUCGACUCAUCGGAUACAUCCCCCUGGCACUCCACCCGCCGUUCGCCGUGAUUCCAAUCCUUUUCAUGCUCGUGGGUUUUGGAAAUGGAAUCGAAGACAGCGCAUACAAUGCAUGGGUUGGCAACAUGCAGCAUACCAACGAGCUGCUCGGUAUCAUACACGGCGCUUUUGGCCUGGGCGGGACGGUGGCGCCCCUCAUAGCGUCUGCCUUGGUCGCGAAACUCGAGUUCCCGUGGUACACGUUCUAUUACUUCAUGAUCGCUGCCGUCUGCGUCGAGUUCGUCUUUGGCCUCUGGGCGUUCUGGGGAGCAACUGGGGCACUCUAUCGGGAGAAGCUUCGCAAGGAGAGCAACAGCCACAGCGAGGGUGUCACGACGCGCGUUGUCCUUGCUGAGCCCAUCGUCUGGCUGACGGCCAUCUUCUUGCUGGCCUACGCUGGCGUCGAGGUCAGCCUCGGGGGUUGGAUCCCGACUUUCAUGAUUGAGGUGCGCAAGGCAGAUCCGUUCCUGGCUGGUGUGACGGCGACGCUCUUCUGGUUCGGGCUCAGUCUGGGCCGCAUCGUGCUAGGCUUCGUCACCGGCAAAAUUGGCGAAAGGCUGGCCAUAACAGCAUAUCUCUUGUGCUGCAUCGCCUUGCAGCUUCUCUACUGGUUCAUACCAAGCAUGGUAGGCGCCAUGAUCUUUGUUGGGCUGCUUGGUUUCUUCCUUGGCCCACUCUUCCCGGCGACGGUCGUUGUCAUGACCAAGCUACUCCCUCAAGCAUAUCAUAUCAGUGCCAUUGGAUUCUCUUCGGCGUUGGGCGGCGGUGGCGCCACCGUACUGCCCUUUGCAGUCGGCGCCAUCGCGCAGGGUCAUGGCGUUCAGGUUUUGCAGCCCAUUGUCCUAGUCUCGCUCAUCUUCCUCGUCUACAUCUGGCUAUCAAUCCCCAGGACCAGGAAGACGGCAAGUACCAAAGAGGGCAGGUUCUCGAUAGGCGAUUACUUGAGUGGGGUGUUUGGACGACAGGCAGGGGGUUGACGGGAGAUUUGAGACCAGGCUUUUUUGCUGGGCGUCAUAAUCAACAAAAGGCCAAAAGGAGGGUGCUCACGGUGAUGACUGGUAUUUGGCACUAUGCGACACGGCAGACUGUAUUUGGAGGGAUAUGUUGGUGUCCCCACUAUCAUGAAAGAAACGAAUAAAGACAUACAAUCACUUUGGGGG
Molecule: messenger RNA, 2132 nt
Organism: Purpureocillium takamizusanense
Lineage: Eukaryota; Fungi; Ascomycota; Sordariomycetes; Hypocreales; Ophiocordycipitaceae
Exons: 3
Coding region: 756-1949 (397 amino acids)
Biological process (GO): transmembrane transport
Cellular component (GO): membrane
Molecular function (GO): transmembrane transporter activity
Source: RefSeq, a predicted model, not a curated record